GAAAAAAUAACGAACUAACUUGAAAGUUAUACCGAAUAGUGAGCAAUAUGAACUUGCAACAAACUUGAAAAUUUCAAGAACUCGCUUUAUUUAGCUUUUUUGAAUAUAAUCACUGUUUGUUUCAAUAUUAUAAUUGAUAAUCAGCUGGUGAUCAUUUUUUAACACGAUUGUUCAAUAAGUGACUUAAGAUUUCAGGAUACAAGGAGUUUCUUUCAAAGGGUUUGAGCUGUGGAUCAGCUGAGGUUAAGUUUGUAUCGUCAAUCAUCCAGUGUUUGUGAAUGGAUAACUUGUUGCAAUCGGCUAUUCCUUACUCAAUUUUGAUACUCAAUGCAGCUUUAUUUUGGAUUCUUCGUAAAUUAUUAUCACCAAUUUUACCUCGAAAAUUCGCCCUGCUUUUUUGGGAAAUUAUAUCAACCAUUGAACUGUGCUCUGGCUGUGCUGAACUAGGUGUAAUUUGGACUAGACAUGGAAACAUUGGACUUGCCAUUGGACUCUUUUUGGCUUGCCUUUGGUGGUGCAAUCAAUUUGGCGACGCAGAGGCUUGUCCUUGUGGUCCUAUUGAAGAUGCCAUUUUAUUGCGCCAACCAAUAACUCAACCAAAAAUUUAUUUACGUUUGAUUGGUCAGGCGAUUGGAGCCUAUGUCACUGCAAUGUACAUCGAUUUUAUAUGGUGUUUCCAUUUGACUCCUGAACACACUGAAUUGCAUACAAAACGAUGUCAAGCAGCGUUACAAACAACUGUACUGAAAGGUUUUCUGGUUGAAAUGUUUAUCACUUUUGUUAGUCGUAUUGUUUGCUUGGAAUCGUUCAAAUUAAACGAAAGACUAGCUAAUUACAUCAAUUCCAUGGUAACAGUUACUUUAGUCCUUGCAGCCCUUGAUACUUCUGGUGGUUUUUUUAAUCCCAUUUUGGCCUCGGCGUUGACACUUAAUUGUGAAGGAAACGAUUUUCUGGAACAUUUCCUCGUUUAUUGGGUUGGAGCUCUUUUGGGUGGUUUAUUAGCAAGAAAACUUCAUUUGAUGAACAGGCAAAAAGGAAAAAUGAAAAGCUCAUGAAGACUGAAAAACAAAUAAUGCAUCAAUAAAAACUAUUUAUUUGUCCAUUA
This is a messenger RNA of Tetranychus urticae (two-spotted spider mite), 1105 nucleotides long. RefSeq names its product aquaporin (gene AQP). Gene Ontology annotation, cellular component: cytoplasm; membrane. Gene Ontology annotation, biological process: transmembrane transport. The record is from RefSeq and is a predicted model, not a curated record. Gene Ontology annotation, molecular function: channel activity. NCBI's taxonomy places the organism in Eukaryota, Metazoa, Arthropoda, Arachnida, Trombidiformes, Tetranychidae.